This is a messenger RNA of Torulaspora delbrueckii, 816 nucleotides long. RefSeq names its product GTPase-activating protein RGS2 (gene RGS2). The record is from RefSeq and is a predicted model, not a curated record. The transcript has a single exon. The coding region runs from base 1 to 816 and encodes 271 amino acids. Lineage: Eukaryota; Fungi; Ascomycota; Saccharomycetes; Saccharomycetales; Saccharomycetaceae.
AUGACUUAUCCGCAUGCUCCGAGCCUGGAGGAGUUGUUGUCACAGAUGGACGUUGAGGAGGAGAUGACACAGCGGGCUUCUUCUUCUCCUCCGAGUAUUUCUCCAUUCAAUAUCAAGAAUUUUGAAGCUUUUCUGGUGAAAUCACAUUGUGAUGAGAACUAUGAGUUUUGGAAGGCGUGUAAUUACUAUUUGAACCAUUCAGAUAUUCCCACAUUUGACUUUGUUCAGUGGAACACAAAUAUUUAUCAAAAUUUCAUUCAAGUGAAUGCUCCGAUGGAAUGUAACCUGCCGCAGGAUAUUAAAAAAGCGUACCAAGAAUGGUACGAUCAUGGGGUGAUACCGAGCCGGGAUGUAGUGCUUGAAGCGCGACAGCAUGCACUUAAUCUCAUGACAGACGCAUAUAGGCAGUUUGUGCGGUAUACUAAUCAUGCAACGCCGCCUCCUCCAUCACCUUCGGUGUCUACACAAGGGCCUACUACAUGCUAUUUCCCACAGCAGCGAGAUCUCAAGAGACGCAAGAACUCACGCGAAUGCCGAACCAGUGACUUCAAGAUACAAAGGUCUGUGACAGAUUCCAGUGGUUCCCAGAGCGGGUCUCGAGUGAGCGUCGUCAUGGAUUCCGGCUCAAGUUCCAAGAGCGAACUUUCGGAGUCUGUUGGAGGAGGAGCCAGCACUAGAAGGCUUAUAAACAAAGGCAAGGCACUGGUUACAAAGCUCAAGCAAAAGACUAAGAGGCCUAAUUCGAAGUCUAGUUCAUCAUCCAACAACGGACUGCCCACUAAAAAUUGCAUUCUAUCCACAUACCAAAAUCUCUAA